AUGUCCGCGCUCUCCGACGAUGACGAUGUUGACGAUGGGCGGGCCCUCGCGCUGCGCGGUCCGCUCGAGGCUCUCUUGACCGCAGUCAAAGCGAUUCCCGGCGACGAAAUCGACCCCGUUGAAGCGUGCGAGGCGCUGGAGCUCCUCGCUCAGCUCUCCGCUGUGUUGCAAGCCAAGGCGUUUGGUGCAAACUCGAGCUCCCCGCUGCUGGCACUGCCCCCAGAGGUGCUCGUGCACAUCUGCCGUCAGCUGCCUGUUUUCGCUCUUGCCGCGGCCGCGCAAACAUGUCGGUGCUUCGGCGGAGCACGCGUCAAGGCGCAAGCGCAGCAGCCUAUCGUGGAGCAGGCACUUCGGCUGCAGGAGGCGGAGCGUGUCCCAGCACCGACAGAGCGCCGGCGCAUGCACGAUUCGGCGCUCACCUGGCGGCCUUGCCCGGGCCGGGUCGCGAUGUCGCCAGCCGGCGCGAGCGAGCUGCUGUGCAACGCCCUGCGACACUGCUUUCGCCGGUCGCAGGGGCAGGCACGCGCUGAGGUCGCCAAGCCAGAGGUGGUGUCACCGGCGACCUCGCCCAUCUGGACCGAGUCUGACAAGCGCUUCGUUGCCGUGGCUGCAGGGCCGCACUGUACCCUUGCCGUGUCUGACAUCGGCGAGGUGUUCUCGUGUGGUCGGGGCGAAUCCCUCGGCAGGAGUGCGAGUGGCGGCGACGAAGACGGCCACACCCUCUCCUGCAUCGGCAUGCUGCAGCGCAGCUUCGUCGUCGCGGAUCCAAUCGUCGCCGUGGCGUGCGGCGUGCAGCACUGCCUCUGCUUGAGCGAGCGCGGCGUCGUGCGUUCGUGGGGCGUGGGCAUCGAGGGCGCACUUGGCCACGGUAAGCACGGCGGCCCCUCUGAGCGUUCGCCAACAACCGUGGAGGGCCUCCUGUCGGUGCGUGUGGUGGCAGUCGCCGCGGGCUUCCACCAUAGCGUUGCGCUCUCGGCGUGUGGGAUCGUCUUCAGUUGGGGGAAGGCUGGCACGCUCGGCCUGGGCGAGACGGCGCACUUGCACAGCCCUCACCCCAUCAAGUUGCUGCUCAGAAUCGCGUCCGCCGACAACGCUCGCAUCUGCGCAGUCGCCGCCGGGGGGUCGCAUUCGCUCGCUCUCGGCCACACGGGCAGCGCAUACUCCUGGGGAAGCAACAACGAGGGCCAGCUCGGCCAAGGCCUCGACGCGUGGCGGCUCCGCAAAGACGAGGGCCAGUCACCGCUGCCCGAUCGCGUGGCGGCUCCGCCGCUCGGCUCUGCCGCAGACGACGCUGCCGCUCGCGUUCGAUUCCGGGCGAUCGCCUGCGGCGCGUCGCACAGCGUGGCGCUCUCCGCUGCGGGGGAGGCCUUCGCGUGGGGCUCGUCUGCGGACGGCCGUCUCGGCGUGCGGCUCACGCAGCAAGGCAAGCAGAAGGGCCACUGGCGUCGCCGCCGCGGCCGCGGCAUCGUGCUCGUGCCGCUGCGCGUGCAGGGUCCGCGUGACCUCGUGCACGUCUCGGCGGGGUGGGCGCAUACGCUCGCCUCGACACACGACGGGCGCGUCUACGGGUGGGGCGACGUCUCAGACCACAGCUUGCCCCACAGCCUAGGAGGCCAAGUUGUCCAAGACCACACGCAAGUCGACAGGCCAGCGCUAGCCGGUGGAGGUGAAGCGGAGGCGCCUCCGACGCUGUAUCCGCCGGAGCUCUGUGUUCGCGCUCGUGAGAGCUCGUGA
Messenger RNA from Emiliania huxleyi CCMP1516, 1734 nucleotides. RefSeq lists its product as hypothetical. Bases 1 to 1734 code for a protein of 577 amino acids. The record is from RefSeq and is a predicted model, not a curated record. The transcript has 2 exons. Gene Ontology annotation, molecular function: protein binding. Lineage: Eukaryota; Haptophyta; Isochrysidales; Noelaerhabdaceae.